UCAAACAUAUGCUGUCCUCAGAAGACACCGAAUCAUGUCUCGGUAUCCGGCAGAUGCCGAGGCACCCGUAGGUGACUUCAGGUUGGGAAAUGAGCGCCGUCCUCCUGCUCCGGCCAGGGCAGGAUAAGAUGCAACCAGCGCUUACACGGUGUCCUUAAUAGUAUAUGGCAGGAAACGAUGAAAGACAAGCUGGAAACGGUUACAAACGGGAUUGCUGAUUAAAAAGAGGAAGGCAAGAGGAAAAUCAAGUUUAUGAUCGCCAACAUCAGACUAAAAAUAGCAGUUCAUCCUCCUUCCGCCAAGCAAUGUAGUUCGUCAAACAAAGUUGUUGCUAAGCGACAGUGAAGUCUCUCUGUAUUCGCGGCGGUUUGGGGCUCGCGCAUCUACACGAGCAGUCAGGUGUGCGAUAAAUUACGACGGUUUCGAAGGCGUGUCAGCCAAUCAGCGCCUAGAACCGGGACUCGUUUAUUCUCGUAAACCCAAAUAACUCGGCGUGCGAGCCUACGUAGCUUAGAAGUACCUACUGAUGGAAAGCAAGGUUUUCCGGUACUGUGUUUGUCGCUAAGAGAGGCUCUACAGUGGAUUGGUUUGAUAUACUUGAAUGCUUUCAAAAGCUAAGUCCGUUGGACUCUUGUUUGCCCCCCCCCCCCCCGGAGUUGCCUUCUCCUCUCCCUUUUUAUAAUUGCCAUUUCCCAAUGAUGACAGAGCUUUGUCAGGGGCGCGUUGAUGGGAAACGUCCUCUGUCACGAAGGCAAUGCUGUAUGGGCACUAUAUGGAAGUUAUCUAAACCAAGCCUGUCUUUACGAUGAUGGGACCUCGGUCAGAAACGGGAACACAGCCAGGUCCCUCAUUCGUCACUCAAAAACCCCCACAAGAAACAGCCAUGAACCCUCCACGCCGAUCAUCGAGUUCCCAUAGUGACAGGCCCUCCACUGAGACCCAGCAGAGGAACAACAGCAGUAACUCUGGCGUUAUUCUGGACAUCUCGGCUCUCAAGAUGACGGAGGUGGAUACAGAGGUGCCUCCUCUUCCACCUCGCUAUCGCUUCAGGGACUUGCUGCUGGGGGACCAGACAUUUCAGAAUGACGACAGGGUUCAGGUGGAGUUCUAUGUGAACGAAAACACCUUCAAAGAGAGGCUGAAGCUUUUCUUCAUCAAAAACCAAAGGUCAAGUCUGAGAAUCCGCCUGUUCAACUUCUCAUUGAAGAUCCUCACCUGUGCCCUCUACAUAGUGAGAGUCAGUCUGGAUAACCCCAAGGAGAGCAAUGGCAACUCAUGUGCACUUGGCCAAUGUUGGAACAACAGUUGGACUAAUACAGCAGAGUCGACAGAAAUCAACUGGGGGUUGAUUUUCUGGGUUAACAGACGGGUUCCUGUAUGGGCGAUACAGGUGACAGUGGCCUUAAUCAGUUUCUUGGAGACCAUGCUUAUCACAUAUCUCAGCUACAAGGGGAACAUUUGGGAGCAGAUUUUCCAGAUAUCCUUCAUAUUGGAGAUGAUCAACACAGUGCCAUUUAUAAUCACGAUCUUCUGGGCUCCACUGAGAAACAUAUUUGUCCCUGUAUUUCUUAACUGCUGGCUAGCCAAAGGUGCCCUGGAGAACAUGAUCAAUGACUUCCAUCGUGCCAUCCAGAGGACCCACUCUGCCAUGUUCAACCAGGUGUUCAUCCUCAUCUGCACCUUACUGUGUCUCGUCUUCACUGGAGCUUGUGGGAUCCAGCAUCUAGAGAGAGCCGGGAAGCACCUGUCCCUGUUUGACUCGUUCUAUUUCUGCAUCGUCACCUUCUCCACUGUGGGCUAUGGGGAUGUCACGCCACAAAUCUGGCCCUCCCAGCUGCUGGUGGUCAUUCUCAUCUGCGUUGCACUGGUGGUGCUCCCACUGCAGUUUGAAGAACUCGCAUACUUGUGGAUGGAGAGCCAGAAGUUAGGAGGGAACUACAGUCGCCACCGGGCGCAGACAGAGAAGCAUGUGGUGUUGUGUGUCAGCUCACUGAAGAUUGACCUGUUGAUGGAUUUCCUCAAUGAGUUCUACGCUCAUCCCAGACUACAGGAACACAAACUAUUUGUAGGCCAGCUGGUGUUGAUUGGUGAGUUCUGGUUGGCAGGUUCGGUAGGAUCCUCGGCCACACCAAUCAGACGCCAGCAAACAGCAACCAGGAAGUGGGUGGUUCCAGGUCCAGGGGAACCAAUCCUCGACAGGAUGGACGAUGCUGAGGCCUGCUUUAUCCUCAGCAGCAGGAACGAGGUUGACCGAACUGCUGCUGAUCACCAGACUAUUUUGAGGGCUUGGGCUGCGAAAGACUUUGCACCAAAUUGCCCUCUCUACGUUCAAAUUCUCAAACCAGAAAACAAAUUCCACGUUAAGUUUGCAGAUCAUGUCGUAUGUGAAGAGGAAUUCAAGUAUGCCAUGCUGGCACUGAACUGUGUGUGUCCAGCCACGUCUACCUUAGUCACACUCCUGGUUCAUACCUCCAGAGGACAGGAGGGGCAGUUGUCACCGGAGCAGUGGCAGAGGAUGUAUGGGCGCUGCUCUGGAAAUGAGGUCUACCACAUCCGCCUGUGUGAUAGCAAGUUUUUUGGGGAGUAUGACGGAAAGAGCUUCACCUACGCCUCCUUCCACGCCCAUAAGAAGUAUGGUGUGUGUUUGAUCGGAGUGAAGAGGGAGGACAACAAGAGCAUCCUCUUGAACCCCGGCCCCCGCCACAUCAUGGCUGCCACUGACACCUGCUACUACAUCAACAUCACCAAGGAGGAGAACUCGGCCUUCAUCUUCAAACAGGAGGAGAAGGACAAGGGCCUGUCUGUCACCGGCCUCUACGACGCCCCCUCCAGGCUGCCCGUGCACAGCAUCAUCGCCAGCAUGGGCACUGUAGCCAUAGAUCUCCAGAAUCCUGAUCCUCCUGAGGAAAGCAGCAAACUGACCUUGCCGACGGAGAACGGUGCUGGAAGCCGCAGGCCGAGCAUCGCACCUGUCCUAGAGAUCGCAGACUCCUCCGCUAUUCUGCCUUGCGACCUCCUCAGCGACCAAUCAGAGGAUGAGACCAACCAGUCAGACGACGAGGGCUCUGUAGGGUCAGAUUUUGUGAAGGGCUACCCUCCCAACUCACCCUACAUCGGCAGCUCUCCAACUCUGUGCCACCUCCUGCCACAGAAAGCUCCCUUCUGCUGCCUCCGCCUCGACAAGGGCUGUACACAUAGCAGCUUUGAGGAUGCCAAAGCAUACGGCUUCAAGAAUAAGCUGAUAAUAGUGUCUGCAGAGACGGCGGGUAAUGGCCUCUACAACUUCAUCGUCCCUCUGCGUGCUUACUAUCGGCCCAGGAAGGAGCUCAACCCAAUAGUGCUGCUGCUGGACUACCCGCCAGACAACCACUUCUUAGAGGCGAUUUGCUGCUUUCCAAUGGUUUACUUCAUGGCUGGCACUAUCGAUAACUUGGACAACCUGCUACAGUGUGGUAUAAUCUACGCUGACAACUUGGUGGUUGUGGACAAGGAAAGCACCAUGAGCGCUGAGGAAGAUUACAUGGCCGACGCCAAGACCAUCGUCAACGUCCAGACUAUGUUCAGGUUGUUCCCCAGUCUCAGCAUCAUCACUGAGCUCACACACCCGUCUAACAUGAGGUUCAUGCAGUUCAGAGCCAAAGACUGCUAUUCACUCGCCCUCUCCAAACUGGAGAAGAUAGAGCGUGAUAAGGGCUCCAACUUGGCCUUCAUGUUCCGGCUGCCGUUUGCUGCAGGCAGGGUGUUCAGUAUCAGCAUGUUGGAUACACUGCUUUACCAGUCAUUUGUUAAAGACUAUAUGAUCGCGAUUACAAGGCUUCUUCUUGGGCUGGACACCACGCCGGGCUCUGGGUACCUGUGUGCUAUGAAGAUCACAGAGGAGGACCUGUGGAUCAGGACUUACGGCAGACUCUUCCAGAAGCUUUGUUCCUCCAGUGCUGAGAUCCCCAUAGGGAUCUACCGCACCGAGUCGCACAUGUUCUCAACCUCAGAGUGCAAGGACAGUUAUGCACAGUCUCAGGUGUCUAUCAACGUGGAGCAGGGCGUGGAGCAUCGUGAGCGUGGAGAGCCCUGGAAGGAGAAGACGAGCCACAGAAAUUCUACCACAAGCGACCAAUCAGAGCACCCGCUGCUGAGGAAGAAGAGCAUGCAGUGGGCACGGCGACUGAGCAGGAAGAGCGCCAAACCAUCCAGCAGAGCAGAGCGCAUCUCGCAGCAGAGACACAACCUGUACCGGCGGUCUGAGCGGCAGGAACUGUCUGAGCUGGUCAAGAAUCGCAUGAAGCACCUGGGCCUGCCCACCGUGGGAUAUGACGAGAUGAAUGACCACCAGAACACACUGUCCUAUGUCCUCAUCAAUCCUCCUCCUGACACCAUGCUGGAGCUCAAUGACAUUGUGUACAUUAUCCGGUCUGACCCGCUGGCUCACAUGCCAGAGGACUCACAGGUUGGGCAGCCCCGCAGCACCAGGAACCAGCAGGACUUUGGCACAGAGACGAGAGAUGAGACUCACCUCUGAAACCCCCUUAUUCCUCGACAUCCUGACCGUUGAUCUCUAAGCCCCGCCUGGGCCGACAGAGCUUGUUCAUCUCACACAGAUGAAGGCUUGUCUCGGACCAAGAACAGCAGUCCAUAGUGAAUGAUCAUUAUGUGUCUCAGCCUCAGAACUGAAAUAAUCAACAAGUCAAAAGAUGGCCCUGAGAGAGAGCUGCUGUUUCCCACUGAGCUGCUACAGGAGGAUGCAUGAAGAGUGCCUCGUCAUUGACCCCGACUCCCCUCACGCACCUUCUGUACUAGUACACAUCACCCUCGCAAAACAAUCUGAGAUCAGGCACUUGUAACGGCUCCCUCCAUCCAACCAAAGGUGUGCGAGAUUUGAUCAAUCUUGUGAAAGUUCUUUGGAAGAAUCAAAGGAGUUCUUGUGCACAUGCUGUACUUAGUGUCAAAUCAUUAUUUAACUCAGGGGUGAAGUUGUCCUCGUGCCACGACUUAGGCUGGCUUCCUCUACGCCUGUUUCUACCUAAACUCGCAAAGAACUGAAUCUCCGGGCAACUACACCCUCAUCCACAUUGUAACAAUCCUAUUUUCUAAUAACACAAGUAAACCCACAAGCAUUUACCAUGAAAUUACAACACACGUGCACUUUUCUUAAUUUAUUACAAAAUGUCUGUUUGGUUUUUGUCAGUUUUGUCAUUUUCUUUAUGAGCACAAACGUUUUUACAACAGACGGAGAUCUGUGAAUAUACACACUGUAGUGGCACUUUUAUUGGCUGUAUUAAAAUUGUAAAUAUUUCUCUCUUUGUUUUAGACACUGAUUUCUGUUGUGGUUAUUGUUAAAGAGAGAAUAUUGUUAAUUUGUUUCACUAUUUUACAUGUCUCAAAUCAUGCGUGUUAUAGUUUGUGCCAUUUGUUUUGUUUAAUGAAAUUGCUUUGUAAAUAUAUUUAAAUUGAUUUGUGCAUUAUGUGCCAUUUUGCAUACGUUUUGUGAUAUCAGCGUUAAUGUUCAUCUCACAGCCUGACCAAUAGAUUGGCCUUGCUGAUGUAAUCAGCUGAUUUUAGCUUAUUAGAUGUGUCAGCCAACAUGUAACAAGACAUUUCUAUUCAGAAAUGCUAGUCGUAGUUGUGCAUACUGUUUGAUAUUUUUGCAGAUAAGCGUAUUCGCAGAAGAGAAGCUUGACACCACUCUCAUAUCUGUAUGAUAAAUUUGAAGCUAGAGCCAGCAGUUUUUCUGGCUGUGGCUGCAUAAUUGACGGACAGACUGACAUAUCAUGAUGAAAUUACUUAGGUGCAAGGUAGAUUUAUUUAGCAUUUUACAACACAGGGUUGUAUGAGUUAUGAUUAACUUAAAUAAGUCCUAGAAAUAAAACUACUUUACAUGAUGCAGGGCUGAGGAUGAAUUCAAGAAUUUAAAGCUGUGUGGUAUGACAGCAGAUACUUCUGUAUCUCUUGCCAGACAGCCGCAGGGUCAACAGGCUGUGGCAAGGUGGGUACUGUCUUUUAGUAUCUUUUAGGCUCUGCACAGGCAACUCACCGAUAUCACUGAAGCUUGGCAGAUGAGUACCAGUGAUCUUCUGAGCAGUUUUAGUCAUGCGCUGCAGAGCCCUCUGGUCCUGGGCCGUGCACAUCACAUGCCGCUUGAUGUUUCCAGUCAGGAUGCUUUCUAUUGCUCCUCUGUAAAAGCUGCCAAGAACUUGGCGUGGGAAUUUGGCCUUUUUAAGCUUCCUCAAGAAAUACAGUCGUUUCUGAGCUUUCUUCAGCAACGUAUAGAUGUAAUGUGACCAUGUCAGGUUCUCCGUGAUGUUGAUCCCCAGGAACCUGAAACUGUUCACCUGCUCCUCCUCAGCUCCACUGAUGUAGAGAGGAGUGUGUUGAUCAGCUCAUUGGUUUUGCUAACGUUCUACAAUAGGUUGUUCUCUGAGCACCACUCAGCAAGAUUGUUGAUUUCCUCCCGAUAUGAAGUCUCAUCGUUGUUUAAAAUCCGGUUGAUGGUGGUGUCAUCCGCAAUUGUGGGUGUAUAGAGUGAACAGGAGGGGCCAAGCACACAGCCCUGAUGGGCUCCAGUGUUGAGCACUAGAGUAGAAGAGGUGUGAUCGCCAGAGUGCUGAGUUUGCCAAUUAGUUUCAUGGGGGACAUUGUGUCUGCAGUGUCUAGUCAUUGAGACUAGACACUGCAGACUUUUUAUGUACAGGAAUGAUGGUGACUGUCUUGAAGCAGAUGGGAACCCUCUCCUGAGACUGUGAUAUGUUACAAAUGUCAGUAAUAACAUCUGCUAGCUAAUAGGCAUAUGUUCUUAGUACACAGCCAAGGAUGUUAUCAGGCCCAGCAGCUUUACUCAUAUUCACUAUCAAAAGGACUCUACUCACAUCUGCUGUGGAUACUGACAGUAGCUGGUCCUCCGGAGGAUUCAUCUAUGGUUUUCUGGUUGAGGAAUGAUUUUAUUGUCUUUGUGAACACCACAGCAUCAACACAUACACUGAUGUAUGAUGUCACUGAUGAUGUAUAUUCCCCAAGAUUGAUGUGGCUCUCCUGGGUAGAGGGCUCUCUUAACACUCAGUCCUGUGGAGUUGCUGUAGCCCCAGUAAACAGUUUUUACUGAUGGUUUGACCCUUGUAAUCAGCUGGGUGUAGUUAAGCAGAAGCAGGGAAUUAUGGUCUGAUUGACCAAAAAGAUCUCUUUGAUUAAAAUUACCAGCUGCAAUAAAAACAUCAGGUUGUUUUGUCAUGUGACUGCUGAUGGUAGAGUUACUGUAGUGCAAAUGCAAACUGUAACAACAAAAACACUGAACUAACUAGUUAUACUAGUUUUAAAGAGUUGCUGUACAACUGGUUAGAAUUGUUUGGCAUAGACUGCGAUGUGCACAGUCAAGUCUAUUUCUACCCUCUAAUGUAUUACUGAAUCUAUUUGGAACGUAUUUGAUGUGAAAAUGAAGUGCUAUCCUCUCCAAAUUGUACUGGGCAUGCCUUGUGUAUAAGACAGUGUCUGUGUGCAGUUGAAUCUUGAUUUAUCAUUCCUCAUCAUUAAGUUUUGUUAAAUCACUGUAAAUAGUAGCUUUAUACAUUCAUUGUUUGCCAUUUUCAGUCUCUUGUGUGUGAUUCAAGUGUAUGAGGACUUGAACUAUUUUUGCACUAACCUUUGCGGGGAUGUCUUGGAGCAUAACAGCAUGACCCUUUAAUCUGAAUCUGUACAACAUGGUGCACAGUAUUCAACCAUUCCUGUUAAGCAAAGACAGUCAAAUGUGCAGUAAACACAUCAUGCAUUAUUUAGGUAAGUGCCGUUUUAUCUAUCUGUCAAAGAAAUAUGAAUUGAUAGUAAUGAUGAAGAAGUAACCGCCGUUGGAUUGUUUCCUCUUUGGGAGCAGCCAAGAAUCAGCAUAAGCCUUUUAGUGUUCAAAAGUGUACGUAUUUUGCAGAGUCCCAUUGAAAUGUACUCUUGAUCUUUGCUUUGUAGUCACUCAAAAGUGUCAGUUUACAGGGCAGGAGAACUAUUCAGUGAAAGCGUGAGCGACCACGAUGGCGGAUACGAUCGGUGUUCAGAUCCAUUCAUUUAGUAAAAUCUUAGGUCCUCACUUCACGCUCCACAAAUAUUUCACUUCAGAUCUCCUACUGUCCAUACUUACAAUACCACAAGGGGCAUGUUAACACUUAAAAAGCAUGUUUUGAUAUAUAAGCUUGAACAAGAAUGGUAAUUUUUUUUUUACAUUUAGCAGGACAUUUAGCGUGAUGUCCCGUGGCUACAGAAACCCAUAAUCAAGUCAACUGCUUGCAAGUUGGAGCCAUUAUUUGAUACUGUGUAUUUAUAUGAAUGGAAUGUGCAUGUUGUCUAGGUGUUAUCAAAAGCCUAUGUAUUAUGUUGACCUCCACUUUAUGUUUUUAAGUCAUUGUCAAAAAGGGGUUGAUCCAUUUUGUACUAUUUCUUAUGAGAAGUGAGUGUACUUCGACAUAUAAAAUAUGAACAAAUAAAUGCUGCAUGCAGCCAGAUAAAAUGA
Molecule: messenger RNA, 8482 nt
Organism: Micropterus dolomieu (smallmouth bass)
Lineage: Eukaryota; Metazoa; Chordata; Actinopteri; Centrarchiformes; Centrarchidae
Gene: kcnt1b
Product: potassium sodium-activated channel subfamily T member 1b
Exons: 32
Coding region: 806-4516 (1236 amino acids)
Biological process (GO): potassium ion transport
Cellular component (GO): membrane
Molecular function (GO): intracellular sodium-activated potassium channel activity
Source: RefSeq, a predicted model, not a curated record